Molecule: messenger RNA, 1269 nt
Organism: Pestalotiopsis fici W106-1
Lineage: Eukaryota; Fungi; Ascomycota; Sordariomycetes; Amphisphaeriales; Sporocadaceae
Exons: 1
Coding region: 1-1269 (422 amino acids)
Biological process (GO): nucleoside metabolic process
Molecular function (GO): catalytic activity
Source: RefSeq, a predicted model, not a curated record
AUGGAUUACGAGCCCCGACAACAAAGGCACAACACCUCAUGUAUCGAGACUGGCGACAAUACUGGGUUGUACAACGAGAAACUGAAUAGUCCGUCGUGUUAUGACGAUGAUGAGGAUAAAAAGCUGCGACUUCCACUUGAAAGUCAAGAUGAAGGAACUCGACAAACCCAGUAUCCACAAACAAUCAACAACAUGUCUUCUCCUCGCUGCGUAGCCCGUGUAGACAAUCAUACCAUGGGCAACUCUUUGCCCAGGUAUCUCGAGAUCAAAGUCCACCAAGCAAUCCUCGAAAGAGUCUAUGACGGAAUCACAGUGAUUGGACUUUACAAUCGAUCACCUCCGUCAAUCAUCUUUGAUGGCGAGAAAAAGGGCAAACCCUUCAACUGGCAGCGGCCCGCGGCCCAGGUCAUUGACAAUCACCUCUACAUUGAGUGCUUCCCGGGACAGGAUCACAUUGAACACUAUGCCGAGCUUAUCUCGACAUAUCUGGGCAUUCGCCAGCGACUUGGAGAUGUCCUUACUCCACCGUCCAAAGUAUUCUAUCAGCGGUCUACAAUUCCAGAGAUCCGCCACGCACUGCAUUCGACCAAUCUUCGAGACUUUCCCAAGAAUAUCGACACUGUAGUGCUCGGUCAUAUCGACCGCAUGGAGCGCUUGACUGGGCCCCUCACGUGGACGUCGUCCGGCGCAUUCGACUGGGCAAUCCAAUCGUUUGGCCAGCGUCAGGUGGCGUUUCUCGGAUGCCGUUUCUGUUACUGGGGAGACCUCGGCGGCGAAGUAGUUCAUUACCUCGCCUCGCAACGUGGCGCUCGCGAGGUGAUUUACCAGGGAAAACUGGGUGGUAUCAAAAAGGGCGUCCGGCCCAACAGCUGGCUGGCCACGGGGAGUCGCUCGUACGUACACGGACGGAUCGUCGAGUGGGACAAUAUGCUCGCCGAGUCUGUCGCGGCGGCAGGGCAGGCCGCCACCAUUGUCGGCACGCACUUGACCCUGAGCAGCGUCCUGCACGAGACCAAGGACUGGCUGGCUUCUCUGCCGAGCGACGCGGACUUUGUCGACCCCGAGAUUGGCAUGAUGGCUUUGGCGGCAAAGCGUAAUGGGAUUCGCUUUGGUUACUUGCACCUCAUCUCGGAUAAUGUGGCGGAGAAAUAUGAAGAGGACUUGUCCAACGAGAGAACGGACAGCGUCCUCUCUCGCAGGGUUAAGCUCUAUGAAGUUGUGCAUGAUGUGUUGCGACACUAUCUCAACUCCCCUCCCAGGACUCCAUAA